Lachancea dasiensis is the source of this 834-nucleotide messenger RNA. NCBI's taxonomy places the organism in Eukaryota, Fungi, Ascomycota, Saccharomycetes, Saccharomycetales, Saccharomycetaceae. The record is from the annotation of a GenBank genome assembly.
AUGACCACUGAAACAAACUUCCGAGACACUGAUCUGGAAAAAGGCCCUACGCGGCCUAGCUUCGAAGAAGCAGUGGAUAUAACGUCACAUGAUCGCUCCCCUCCAUCUGUCACCAGGCUUGUACACUCAGUUUCUGUCGAUGGGGAGUAUGUACACCUAGGGGACUGUAUCUACCGUAAAUCAGAGCUAGCCAACGCCUUUGCCGGUGAACUGAACCCAGGAAUUCACCAAAAACGACCCUCAAAUCUGGCAAAUCCAGUACCACUGGGGUUGGCGUCCUUUUCCUAUUGUUGUUUGGUUCUGUCGCUUUUGAAUGCACAAGUGCGUGGCGUGACAAAUGCCAAAGUUAUCAUAAGCGCCAGUCUUUUUUUUGGGGGGUGCAUCGAACUUUUUGCCGGUCUGUUAUGCUAUCCAAUUGGCAAUACAUACGCUAUGACAGUUUUUGGAUCAUUUGGAGGGUUCUGGAUUAGCUACGGGUGUAUAUUGACAGACCAGUUUGGCAUCGUCUCCUCCUACGAGGAUGACCCUCAAAUGCUAGCCAAUGCUCUGGGAUUUUUCCUAACAGGUUGGACCGUCUUCACAUUUUUGAUGCUUAUGUGCACGCUAAAAAGUACAUGGGGUUUAUUUCUACUACUGUUUUUCCUCGAUCUGACCUUUCUGAUGCUAACAAUCGGUACUUUUAUCGGGAAUGAGAACGUGAGUAUAGCUGGUGGCUAUUUUGGCAUUUUAAGUAGUAUGUGUGGAUUCUACUCUCUAUACAGUGGUGUAGCUGAUCCCACCAACAGCUAUUUUCCGGUGAGGUCAUACUUCAUGCCCAACGCGCCUACUGUCUAG